AAAAAAAAAAAAAGAUAUACCAACAAAAGCCAAGAGUCUUAUUUAUGAUUCCAUUCUAUCUAUAUGAAGAGAGAGAAGGAGAUGAGAGCUUCCACAUUUGAGUUAAAAGAAGAAUUCGGAGUUGGAGAUGAUGGGAGGCGAGAGGCGGCGGCGAUCUUCGGAGAUAUAGAUAAGUAUAAAUAGAGGACAGGCAGAGCAGAGAGAAAGAGAGGCGGGGAGAUGAAGGGUAACGCUGCCGCGAGUUCGCCCCCGGCGAAGCGGCGAUGGAAGGGGCUCGCCGUGGCCGUCCUCGCCCUCGUAUGCUUCUCGCUCCUCGUCCCCCUUGCCUUCCUCCUCGGCCUCCAAAACCGCUUCCCCUCCGGAAACUUGAGUGAUGAGCGCUCGUCUUCGGAGUCUGGCUUUGGGAAUUACGCCCGUGUGAAUUCUGGUGGGGAGCAGAAUGAAUCCGAGGGGGAUGAGUUGAGGGUUAAUGAUCUCAUGCAUAGAUUUAAACCAACAAUCCCAGAGGAUGUUACUGUAAACUUCAUGAACAAGCCUACGACUGAAUCUGUUGCUGGUGCGCAGUCCACUUCACGGCCAAAGGGUGUUAUCUCCUACUCUAAACCAAAGAAUAUUACCUCUAGAGGUCCGUCGACAGAGCAAGUAGUUGCACCAAAAGCACCAUCAUCUCUGACUACAAGAAAUGAUGGAAGAGAUGGAAAGAAGAAUCAUUCCAAUGAUUCAGCUGGUGAUGAGACAGAGAAAUCCUGCCAGCAUGAAUUUGGAAGCUACUGCAUUUGGUCCAUGGAACACAAAGAAGUGAUGAAAGAUGCUCUAGUGAAAAGACUCAAAGAUCAGUUAUUUGUGGCUAGAGCUUACUACCCAAGCAUUGCGAAGCUUCAGAGACAGGAGAAGCUGUCACUUGAACUGAAGCAGAAUAUUCAAGAACACGAGCGCAUGCUUAGUGAAGCCAUUUCAGAUGCUGAUCUUCCACCAUUUGUUGGAAAGAAGAUACAAAAUAUGGAUCACACAAUUGCUAAAGCCAGAUCAUGUACCAUAGACUGCAAUAAUGUGGACAAGAAACUUAGACAGAUACUUGAUCUGACUGAGGAUGAAGCCUAUUUCCAUAUGAAGCAGAGUGCAUUCCUAUAUCAUCUUGUUGUUCAGACCAUGCCCAAAAGUUUUAAUUGCUUGUCAAUGAGAUUGACAGUAGAAUAUUUCAAGAAUUCAUUGGAGGAUAUAGAGCAGUUACAUGCUUACAAGCUCAACAACCCAAUCUUUCAGCACUAUGUACUCAUCUCGAGAAACAUACUUGCAGCAUCUGUUACUAUCAAUUCUACUGUGAUGAAUGCUGAGGAAACUGGACAUAUGGUUUUCCAUUUGGUCACUGAUGGGCAAAACUUUUAUGCCAUGAAACACUGGUUUGCGAGAAAUUCUUACAAGGAGGCAACUGUUCAUGUCUUGAAUUUUGAUGAUCUUAACCUGUUCGACUCUUACAAUUUGGGCCUGCGACAGCUAGCACCAUCUGAGGAAUUCCGUGUUUCCAUCAGUGACAUUGCUCAAUCAUCAACUCUGCAGAUGAGAACUGAAUAUCUAUCUGUUUUUGGCCACUCCCACUAUCUUCUACCUGAAAUAUUCAAAAAUCUAAAAAAGGUAGUGGUUUUGGAUGAUGAUGUUGUGGUUCAACAGGACUUGUCAUCCUUAUGGAACCUUGACUUGGAAGGGAAAGUGAAUGGUGCUGUCCGGUUCUGUGGAGUUAGAUUGGGUCAGUUGAAAACUUAUAUGGGAGGAUAUAACUAUAAUGGUGAUUCUUGUGCCUGGAUGUCCGGAAUGAACAUUGUAGAUUUGGAAAGUUGGAGGGAGCACAACAUUACUGGAAAUUACCUAGGCCUGCUACAAAAGUUUCAAAACGGGACUGAGGAAUCAUGGAGAGCUUCAGCACUGCCCAUAAGCUUACUCUUAUUUCAAGAUCUGAUCUACGCUCUAGAUGAUACCUGGGUUCAGUCAAGGCUGGGCCAUGAUUAUGGAGUUAGUGCAGAUGCCUUACAGAAUGCUGCAGCAUUGCAUUACAAUGGCAACAUGAAACCAUGGCUAGAGCUUGGUAUACCAAAAUACAAGAGCUAUUGGAAGAAAUUUCUCACCCAAGAUGAGCGGUUUAUGGAUGAGUGCAACGUAAAUCCAUAGCAGCACUUGUAUGAGGUGUAGGGCUUCUGAAUAUGGAAAUUCGAGACAAGGGGAUGAAUGGAAACUUAUUUGCUUCAGAGCUGAUGUGUUCCCCCUAUUAGGUUUGAAGCAGAUUCCUCUACAGGAAGAGCAGAUUUUCAGGUACUGAGAUGGUUUGAGAUGUCAAAGCAAUAAAUGGGUGAAGCAGCAUUAUGGGUUGAUCAUGUCUGAUAAGAGCCAAAGGCCCUUCAGCAUAAAGAUUUCGGAUGUUACUUUUGUGACUCUUAACGGCAGCAGGAGAGAUGUAAAACAAACGGGCUAGGAUAGUUGAAUAUGUAAAAUGGUGUUGCAGGUAAGUUCGGUUACUAGUUGAUUGCGUCAUUCAUUUGUGAUAUAGUUGGACAAUUAUUGACAAGGCACAUCAAAUUGGAUUGCUGCCAUCGUACCUAGGAUGUAGAUUGAUUUUUUUCCCUCUAUUUUUUUGACCCUUGUUGUUCAGUUUUCUUUCACAAUAAGGGUAUAGCUGGGAUCUCUUUAUUGAUGAUUCUUUAUUGUCAAGUACUGCAUAUGCAAUGCAAUAUGUUUUUCACAA
This is a messenger RNA of Phoenix dactylifera (date palm), 2734 nucleotides long. RefSeq names its product putative galacturonosyltransferase 7. The record is from RefSeq and is a predicted model, not a curated record. Gene Ontology annotation, molecular function: polygalacturonate 4-alpha-galacturonosyltransferase activity. NCBI's taxonomy places the organism in Eukaryota, Viridiplantae, Streptophyta, Magnoliopsida, Arecales, Arecaceae.